AUGCCUUCUGUUUCCAAGAGCAGACCUCACUCUGUGGGCAUCGUUCGUGACGAAGAAUGUGUCAAAGUCGCUGAUCAACUGCCUCUGUACCAUUCCGACCGACGCCACAGCCGGUGCUUGAAUGCGGCAAUCCGAAUUAUAACGAUUCUCCUGGCGUCUUGGGGAUUUAUAUCUAUCUGCCUCCAAUUGUCUCGCCUUGUUAGACCGCCUCCACCCACACCCGACGUAUACAGACCAGAGACUCUGGAACCUACUAUGAACCUAUGUGACUGUGGGCGCAACGUUGAGGAGGCCCUUUCUAAGCAUUGUGUGUACGAUUCGCUGGCUACAGCGUGGCUACCCCCUCACUGCCGCGACGACAAACUGACGGCGGAGUUUGACCAAUCGGGUCCGUCACCUGAUGGAUCAUGGCCCUACUAUGCGGAUGCAAAUGGCACCAUCCCGAUUGAAAAAGCCCAAGUUGCACUUUUGGGCGAUAGUGAAGGAAGCUUCUGGAGUCUGAGAGACUGGCAUAUUGCACACUGCAUGUUCUACUGGGAAAAAUAUAUACGAAUGAGAGAAACGGGGGUAGUGAUGGAACGGAGGUUCGAUAGUGUCGCUCAUGCGCGGCAUUGCAGGCGGCUGGUCAUGAACCCGACGAAGUUUCACAAGCAGCUUUUGGAGGUGCCUGUGAUGAUGAAUUCAGGGAUCAAUGAAGUCGAAGGUGGGCAUGAGCACGAACAUCACCAUGACCAAGGGCAGACCCCUGGUAGGGAUUAG
Molecule: messenger RNA, 759 nt
Organism: Penicillium mononematosum
Lineage: Eukaryota; Fungi; Ascomycota; Eurotiomycetes; Eurotiales; Aspergillaceae
Exons: 1
Coding region: 1-759 (252 amino acids)
Source: RefSeq, a predicted model, not a curated record